This is a messenger RNA of Saccoglossus kowalevskii, 4550 nucleotides long. It is a transcript of the gene Flot1, whose product is annotated as flotillin-1. Gene Ontology annotation, molecular function: protease binding. The record is from RefSeq and is marked validated. Gene Ontology annotation, cellular component: flotillin complex; cytoplasmic vesicle; plasma membrane. Gene Ontology annotation, biological process: positive regulation of endocytosis; protein localization to plasma membrane; positive regulation of cell junction assembly. Lineage: Eukaryota; Metazoa; Hemichordata; Enteropneusta; Harrimaniidae.
AUUGGAUUGAAAGUGAUAGCUAGUUGUAAUUCUACGUCAAGAUGGGUUUUGAAACUUGCGGCCCAAAUGAGGCAAUGGUGGUCUCUGGAUGUUGUUACUCCAGUCCACUGCUUGUACCUGGUGGCCGUGUGUUUGUGUGGCCUAUUGUUCAACAGCUACAGAGGCUUAGUCUGAACACCAUGACUUUGAAAAUAGAUUCUCCGAAUGUCUAUACACGACUUGGUGUUCCUAUCUCAGUCACUGGCAUAGCCCAGGUUAAAAUUCAGGGUCAGAAUCAAGAAAUGUUACUGGCUGCAUGUCAACAAUUCUUGGGGAAGAGGAUUACUCAGAUAGAAGAUGUUGCAAGAGAAACUCUUGAAGGUCAUCAGCGUGCAAUCAUGGGUAAUAUGACAGUGGAGGAAAUUUAUAAAGACCGUAAGAAGUUCUCAAAGCAUGUGUUUCAAGUUGCCUCAACUGAUUUAGUCAACAUGGGUAUAAGUGUUGUCAGUUAUACCCUCAAGGACAUACGAGAUGACCACGGUUAUCUUAAAGCUCUUGGUAUGUCUCGUACAGCGCAAGUCCACCGUGAUGCUCGUAUUGGUGAAGCCGAAGCAAAGAGAGAUUCUGGUAUGAGGGAAGCAAGAGCUAAAGAAGAAACAAUGGCUGCUCGAUAUGCCAAUGAUAUUGAAAUUGCACAUGCUCAACGAGACUUUGAAUUGAAGAAAGCUGCAUAUGACCAGGAGGUACAGACCCAGAAAGCUGAAUCUGAGUUAGCUUAUGAAUUACAGAUGAAAGGAGAAGCAGAAGCCUUUGCUAUUGAAGCCAAGGCUAAAGCUGAAGCUGAACAAAUGGCUAAGAAAGCUGAUGCAUGGAAAGAUUAUCAAGAUGCUGCCAUGAUUGAUAUGGUCUUGGAAACAAUGCCAAAGGUUGCUGCAGAAAUAGCUGCACCAUUGGCACAAGUCAAGAAAGUGACCAUGGUAUCUUCAGGUAAAGGAGAAGUUGGAGCUGCUAAGCUUACCAAUGAAAUCAUGGAUAUCAUGGAUAGGUUACCGAAAGUUAUCGACGGCAUGACAGGGGUGAAUAUUGCCAAGGCGAUGAAACACUCCAACCGUGUGUAGUGCCAAAUAAAGCUAGUUGUACAUCAUCACUUCUACUGUACUUACUAGGAGACGCAGCAAAUCUUCACCCAUAUCUAUGUUGUAUAGUAUAUUCUGUUUAUAUAUUAUAUUAUACAGUGCAAUUCUUUAGUAGCAUGAUACUAUGUUUUCACAAUGAAAUAAAGUGUUAUUUUGAUGGUUAGUCAUUAGAUAGAAUUUACGUCUUUGUAGCUGUGGGUUCAAAAAAUCAAAAAAUUUUCAUCCUGCUUGUCCCACAGCCACACAUUGCUUUUUAUUGCCCACUGUGGGUUCUGAACAGCACAUGGCUGUUAAAAUAUGUUCCAAGUGAUGGUCUUCAGCAUUACUGGUUAACUAUUGCAUUCAGUCAUCCUGGAUUUGUUGAAUUCCUGUUCCAAAAGAACAGUCACAACUAUUUUAAGCACUUAAAGUCAUUCAUAAACAAUAGUUUCUGUAGAUAUAUGUACGUUGUAGCUGGCACUGUUAUUGCAAAACAGUGCAUUGUGGGUUAUUAUGUUGAAAUGCAAUAUGGAAGUGACCAUGUUAUUUGAACUUUAUCUAAUGGUGAUCAUCACAGAUAGCAAAAUUUAAUUUUUUAAUGUCUGCAUUAUUUUUUAUUAUGUUAUUUACCAUAACUUGUACCUCAUUUAAACAAGUUUUUUUUUAAUCUUUAGCUAUUUCUAUUUCUAGAUUAUUAUUAUUUGUCAAAUAAAACCAACCCCAUACAUGUGUUAAAUACUUCAUUUAGACCAUGUUAUUUAACUUGUGAAGACAAUGUAUAUACAUCCUGUCAUUUAUUUUUUCAUCACAUAACUCUUAACUUGAUACAUGCAUUUUCCAAGCAAAAUAUUAUAAAUCAGUGAUAUUGGUCUUGGUGGCAAGUAUUUAAUAUUGUUUAUUGUUGAUUCGUAUUUGUAGUUCUAACCCACAUGAUAAAUUUUGAGAGUCAGUAAAAUCAUGAUGUUCUGUAUCAGUGAACAUUUAACUGAUUUAGUCAAAUUUGUCAGUGUGAAUGUCAUCGUAAUGUUGGGUUUUUGAUCUCAAAAAUAUUUUCAGAAAUCAUUACUGAGGGACCAAAUGUAUAGACUAACAUGCUAGACUUGAUUGUUAUCUGCUUGGAAGUUAGAACUGCAAAUGAACAGCAGCCAGGAUUUCACAUGGUGACACAUGCUUUGCAAAUAACCCAGCAAUGUGUACAGGCGUUUUAGAGAUCAUAUUGUUUGCAGCUGAGAAUACUAAAUCAUCAUGUUAGCUUUCUUUCAUUUUGCAUCACAAGUUUUGUUUUUUUGCAUGUGAAUAUAGAAUUAUUGCAUAUAUUUGCGUAGUUUCAAGUGAUUACUUCUGACUAAUAAUACACGAGAGUUAAUUAGAUGUAAUAAUUUGAUGUUUAGCUUUGUACUGACUGUUGUAAUCGUAACAUGCUAGAGUUAUGUUUAUGUGGUUCCUGAACAUGUUUUCUAUAUGAUACGUUUGUUCAUGUAGUUAAUUCAAAUUCACAAAAUGCAUGUAAUUAUAUAACUGCUACAUACCUCAUAAUCUAUUCAAAUGAAAUGACAGUACCCUGCUGUGUUAUUAGUUUCUUCUUUCAUUGCACAAGUGCUCUUUGGAGUAUGAAUGCUGGGUUGUGGUAAUCAUGGAUCAGGGUAAAUAUUUAUGGUAGGGAGAGUAUAAGUAUUUUAAAAUAGAUAUCAAUCAAUCUCUGGGACUGCACCCACCAUCUACAAUGAAUAUUAAUCAGUCUUCUGUCCUCAUUAUAAUUUUAAUCUGCUGUGCGAUGAGGCUUAUGACAAGAUGCCAUUGAUGUCAUUUUAAAGAUUGUUUCUGGGUGGUAUUCUGUCAUUCACAAUACCCCCUUUCUAAAUGUUUUCCCAUUCAUAUACUUAAACAAUUAUUCUAUUUUCUAAAUUUCCGAAUACACAAUCAGAAAUGGGUAAUAUAUCUUUCAUAAAUACUAUAUUUACUAUUAUGUUCUUUCAAGUUUGUUUAAUCUUUCUCUGGAAGAUGACAUCGCCAGCUGACCACAUACACCAUUCAUAUUGGCUAUCCAUAGAGACUUUCCACAGGAAUGUGUUGAAUUGCACUAACAAUGCAAAGCAUUCUGUGCUGUUUCAGCAGCAUUCUUUUGGCAAGUAGAAGACUUUCUGUAUAGUACGCUAAUGUAUCAAGUCUAUUCAGGUCUAGAUGCCUUUGGUGAAGCAGCUUACAUGUUUAUUCCCCAGUCAAAUGAUUAUAUAUUUGCAAUUUCUACUUUUGAAGACUCAAAUCCAUAAUUCUUCUAUGUUUGAUUCCAACAUGCGAGAAGUACAUUACCCUAUAUGCAUGUAAAAUACACCAAGAUCAGAAUAUCUGGAUGCAUAUAGAGUACCCGUUGUGUUUAUAUAGUUACCCUAUUUUUAUUUGUAAAUUAAACACGUGUAGUAGCAUUCUAAUAUAUUUGUGCCAGUGUACAAAUACAGUAUUUGCUCACUUAGAAGCACAACUGGUUUGUUUCAGUGAUAAUGCAAAAUUGUCUUUUGUUUCAACUGAGAAUGUGUGCUUCUAAUGGAAGGAAUACUUUAUUGAAUCACAACCCAAUGUGUUUAUUAUUCUGAAUAUUAUGAAUUCUAAAGUAUUGUAUUUCUACUGUAAGAUGUUAGUUGUCUAACAAAUCAAAAUAAAUUUGUACAUGUAUUAUCGAAUGAGUGUAUUGCUCAUUUUUAACUUGUGCAAAGAGGUAAAAAAUGCUGGAUUGAAAAAGAAACAAGGGAAGAUGGACCUUUAAGCUACAUCUCUAUUACAAACUACUAGUGGAUUGCUGUGGCACACUGUUUAUAUCACAAUUUCACUAUAUUAAAAUCAUAUUCAGCUGAUUGCUCAAAAUGACUGAUAAAGUGUUAAUUUGUACUCCUUGUCAACCAUGUCAUCCAGUUGCUCUUCAAUAUAUGAAACUGGUAAUGAAUAAGUUGUAUCGCGAGAAUCAGAAACCUAUAGGCUUUCAAAAUGUUUAUUAUGAGAAUAUUGAUGAAACUGGUACACAAUCUGCUGGUUUGGUUGCCGGACAUCAAUAUACAACCCAACAAUACCCAAUUUUGAGACUGUUAUACCAUUGCAAACAAUUGCUGGUAGGAAUUGCCCCACUCGCAUGUCAGAAUUGGAUGAAUGAUAGACAGGUAUUGCAGAACUUUAGAAGAUGAUGGUUGCAUGGAAACACUUUCAAGCUGGCUAAGUCGGUGCCACAGACUCAAUGGGAAGGCCAAUUCCACUCGCCGAGAUUCAUUCACUAACGAAUGCGACUUUGCAUGUUAGGUCAGCAAAAUGGUGCUACCAUUAUGAAAGUAGAUGGUACUACCUGCUUCUGUUCCUACUACCAGGAGUAUGACACAAUCUGGAAACUGUUGAACAAAUUGCGCGUCGUCCAGUUUAAGACGGAAGUUAAUUUAUUAUUUAUUCAUUCUGUUUUGCAUGGUGGAGUUUUGU